Molecule: messenger RNA, 6057 nt
Organism: Xyrichtys novacula (pearly razorfish)
Lineage: Eukaryota; Metazoa; Chordata; Actinopteri; Labriformes; Labridae
Source: the annotation of a GenBank genome assembly
GUGACUGUUGUCAAAAAAGGAGAGAAGAAGGAGGACAGAGGGAGGACGACGGCUUCAUUUCUGUCUGUUCAGGUUUAGUUUGCGCAGAAUUUUAAUGUUAGACUAAAAGACUCGAACGUCGUCCUCGUUAGUUUUGAUUUAAAUCACCGGUGUUCGUGAGAAGUUAGCUGCUAAACGGACGUCGUUUGACAAAAGUUGGAGUCUUGGAGCUUCUGUCGAGAGGAGGAGGGGAACCAUUUUAGGAGCUUCAAUUCCAGAUAAACCGAUCCAAAAUGAGCGCAGCUGUAGCCAAACCGGCGAACCCGUCGACGAACAUCGACCCGAAAUCGGCUCCUCUCAAAGAGAUCCCCGAUGUUCUGGUGGACCCCCGCACCAUGAGGAGGUACGCCCGGGGGAAGUUCCUCGGUAAAGGGGGCUUCGCCAAAUGUUACGAGAUCACAGAUUUAGAAACGAAGCAGGUGUUCGCCGGGAAAAUCGUGCCAAAGUCCCUGAUCCUGAAGCAGCACCAGAGGGAGAAGAUGACCUCCGAGAUCGCCAUUCACAAGAGCAUCAACCACGCCAACAUCGUGGGUUUCCACGGGUUCUUCGAGAACGAAGACUUCGUGUUUGUCGUCCUGGAAAUCUGCAGGAGAAGGGUGAGUGUUAGGGAGACUGCUGCAGGGAAAAAACACACUUUAGACCAGGGUUAACGAUUUUCAACACAUUUACAAAAAAACAAACUCACUUUUACAGGCUUUUCUCUUUUAUGUGAUGUUGUCUUUUGUCUUUUCUCUAUCAUCUUUUAUGUGUAUCUAUCUAUCUAUCCAACUCUAUAUCUAUCUAUCUAUCUAUCCAACUAUCUCUCUCUCUCUCCAUCUAUCAAUCUCUAUGACUACAUGUCAAACCACUUUGCAAACUUCUGUUUUCAAAAGGGCUUUGACAUGUAGUCAUAGAGCACAUGGAAGAAGACAGAGCUCAGUAAAAAAGAGAAUUGAAGCCAUUUUCAUGUCAUAAGAAACCCAGACCAUACAAGAACCAUGCAACAUAAAAUGAGACCAUAAGGACCAAAAUAAAAACAAUAAAAGGCCUAAAAGGUUAAUUAAGAAAAGAGUACAAGUAUGACAAAAGCUAAAAAGACAGUAAAGCUGAAAUAAGAUAAAAGAGGUAAUAGAGGUAAAAGAGAAAAGUUAGCAUCACAUAGAAACAAGUCUGUAAAAGUGAGUUUUUAAAUCUGACUUAAAAGAUGGAAGAGGUCUUGGUGAAAAUCGUGAUAUACAAAUAAAGUUAUUAUUCUGUUGUCGUCCUCCCUGUCAUACAGGAGGCAACUUAAAAUGUCAGAAAUAGUAAAUCAUCUUUUAAAAAACGAAGCUUAAAAUAACAUUUAAAGUGUUGUCUUACUUUGGUUUGUGUUUUGACAUUUUCCUAUUUAUCACCUUCCAACCGCUCAAAGUCCAGACCGUCUACUUUCUAUUUUCAGUGACUCUCAAAGCUCCUCUGUCCCUUUCAGAUCCUGCAUCCUGAAAAUCUGAGUGACAAACUUUGACGUUUUCCGUUUCCUUUUCAGUCCCUGUUGGAGCUGCACAAGCGUCGUAAAGCCGUGACCGAGCCUGAAGCUCGCUACUACAUGUCACAGCUGCUCAAAGGAGUCCAGUACCUGCACAACAACCGAGUCAUCCACAGAGACCUGAAGCUAGGAAACAUCUUCCUCAAUGACGACAUGGAGGUCAAGAUAGGUAACCUGCUCCUUUUAGAUCCAUGGGGGGGUGAAAAUACCAGGAACUUGUUUUAGAGGCGUGCACAAACAAAGGACACACCUUGACUUCUCGUCUGACUUAAUCUGUGUUUUUCCAAUGAGUCAAAGUCAAAUCUCUCUGUCUCCUCCAGGUGACUUUGGUUUGGCCACUAAGAUUGAGUUUGAUGGCGAGAGGAAGAAGACGCUGUGUGGAACGCCCAACUACAUCGCCCCUGAAGUGCUGUGUAAGAAAGGCCACAGCUACGAGGUGGACGUCUGGUCACUUGGAUGUAUUCUGUAAGUAUGAGGCUCACACUUCUCAACUGUAAUGCUGCACUUUAAAAAAAAAAACAGCCCAAGUGCCUCGGCUAAGUCGGGUUUGUGUCGUCUCUCAGGUACACUCUGUUGGUGGGUAAACCCCCGUUUGAGACCUCCUGCCUGAAGGAGACCUACAACCGCAUCAAGAAGAACAACUACACCAUCCCUUGGGUGAGUUGGACCGAUUCAGUGCAUGACAUGAUCAUCACAUGACAUGACAUCGAUGUUGUCUCUGAAACCUGCUUUAUAACCCGUCCCUGUAGCAUGUCAACCCGGCCGCAGCCGCUCUCAUCAAGCGGAUGCUGCACGCCGAUCCAUCCCAGAGGCCGACCAUCGCCGAGCUGCAGGCAGACGAGUUUUUCACAUCUGGUUACAUCCCCCUACGCCUGCCCACCACCUGCCUCACGGUGCCCCCACGCUUCUCCAUCGCGCCCUCCACAGCUGUGGAGCCCAACCAGAGACGCCCACUUUCCGCCAUCAACAACAAGGGUAAUGAUCCUCUGUGGAAAUUACGAAUAGAAACAAGUUAGCGCAUUAAAACUCAGCGAACUGGAUACCAAACCGACUUAAUGAGAAAAAGAGAGUUAAAGAUUUUCCUUUUUUUUUUCCUUCAACAGGGACGGAGAAGGCUGAUGUGAAGGACGAGCUGGUUCAGAGGUGAGAAAUGUUUGUGAUUCAGACUGAAAACACCAAAGUGUGACACAUGACAAGAGAUCUGAUCGACGUUUUCAUGCGUUUGUAGGGAAGUGGAGCCGUCAGAAAACCACCUGAAAGACAUGCUGCAGCAGCUCAACAGCAUCAUCGCCGCCAAGCCCUCAGAGAAGGCCGUCAUCUGUCAAGGUGAGCGCAAACUCCCUCUAGGGUCGUGUAUGAUCGAUCGUAGAUGAGCGUCUGUGCCGGUAUCAAUGCUGCGUGUCCUGUUUUUGUAUUUCCAGAGGAGGCCGAGGACCCUGCGUGUAUUCCCAUCUUCUGGAUUAGCAAAUGGGUGGACUACUCUGACAAAUACGGAUUAGGUGAGAACUUGAUUGUGACUCCACAUGCAGCUUAAGCUAUUGUUUAACUGUAUCAGGGUGAAAAAGAGGUAAACGACUGACUCAGGUUAUACUUCAAUAAUUGGAAACAGUUACGGGGAAAGAGAUUUAUCUAGAUCUGGAUAAGUUAGAUGUUGCAUGUUAAGAGAGCAGACCCUGUAACUUUAAUCAAACCUCAGCGUGUCCUUCAACGUCCCGCCAAACACAGGUAACAAAACGCCAGAGUCAUACUGAGAGAUUAUCCUCCAUUAGAGAGAGAGCGCUGCUAUGGCACAAUCUGUCCACCAGGGUGUGCUAUUGAAUAAGAUUCAAACUUAGUUGAAAUGAUCAAACUCAAAAACAUUAGAAUUUAAUAUUCUGGUGUUAAAUGAGAGUUUCUGUUUGUGUCUUUCAGGGUACCAGCUGUGUGACAACAGUGUCGGCGUCCUCUUUAACGACUACACCCGUCUGAUCAUGUACGCCGACGGAGACAGUCUGCAGUACAUCGACAAAACAGCGGCCGAGUCCUACCUCAGCGUUCGCUCUUUCCCCUCCACACUCAACAAGAAGGUAUUUGAUCCCGUCAGUCGUGUUCGAUCCUCCUGAGGGCGAAUCAGCGUUUCAGCAUCAUGAUAUCGACUCUUGUUUUUUCCUCUCUCGCAGAUAACUUUGCUGAAGUAUUUCCGUAACUACAUGAGCGAGCAUCUAUUAAAGGCCGGCGCCAACAUCGCGCGGCGGGAAGGAGACGAGCUGGCGCGGCUGCCGUACCUCUCUCUCUGGUUCAGAACGAAGAGCGCCAUCGUGCUGCACCUCACCAACGGCACCGUGCAGAUCAACUUCUUCCAGGUUAGUGAUGCAAACUGUCAUUCAACCACAAAGACGCUUUAUGAGGAAAAAACACCGCUUAUACAGAUCAAAUCAAUAUCACCACAGACUGGUGAGGAACCCCUCCGCCACAGGGGGGCGCCAAAACCAGCACAGAGAAAAUGACGCUGAAUGAGAAGGUCUCUGAAUGAACUUCUUACUUUUCCGAACUCAGAGGUUGAAUUCGGAGUUCGUGGUGGAAAGUCAGACAACUGAGCUCCUGUGGACAACUUUUGGUUUGUGUCCACUUUGGCGCCCCCCUGUGGUCGUAUCCUGUUCUCUAAAUGCAUAAGUAGUUUCCUCGGUAACACUUUAUAAUAACUAUCCGUUUUAACUAGUUAAUCGAUCAUUAGUAAACUGUUAAUUAAAGAGUUAUUAAUGACUUGUAAAGUGUUUGUUAACUGUAUGUUAAUGAUUUAUAACUGUACCUUUAUAAAUUAGUAAUUAAAAUAAAAAAUUGGGUCGUUUCCCUAAAGUUACCACUUUUUCUCAUUUAUUAACCGUUAGUUAAUGAGGAAUCGUUGCAACUUUAGAACAACAUCCCAAUAACAUAUAUAAACUAUUAACUGACACUUAACAAGUCAUCAGUAAAUAAUUAACUUAUAGCUUGUUUAUAAUCCAUUACUAAUUUAUAAGGUAUAGUUAUAAAUCAUUUACAUACAGUUAACAAGUCAUUAAUAACUCAUUUACUAACAGUUUAUUAAUGAUAUAUUAACUAUCUAUAUGCAUCAUUAUUAAUCCUUAACAAACUGUUAACACACAGUUAACAAGUCAUUAAUAACUCAUUUAUUAACAGUUUACUAAUGAUAUAUUAACUAGUUAUAACGGAUAGUUAAGUUUUAUCGUUUCCUCUGACAAUAAUCUAGUUUUUAUGAUUUCUCACGGUCAAAUAUAUCAUUGAUCGUACAGAAACAGUAAAAACAGAGCGGUUUCUUUACAUUUUUAGUCUUGUUGCUUAAAGUGUCGUUGCUUAGAUACAUUAAAAAAAGCACCAUUAUGAAUGUCGGUCUUCCUUAAAAACUUUUUUUCCUCUGUUGAAGCUUCAAAAAGAUCAAAUUUCACCUUCGAAGCUCAAAUGAUUUUACUGCAGACCAUCGUAGAUUCAGGACAAACCUUCACAGAACGACUUUUGUCUUGGAUAGACGCGCUUAUAUCUUCAUUUUUAGGCUGUCUUUAUAUUUCUGUUUUUGUUUUCACAAAGUGCGAACUCUAUAAGUCGGAAGCUGUUUAAACAAUUUCCUCAAACAUCUGAAUCUCGAGACCCGUGACCAUUUUUCCUCCCCCCCACCAGGACCACACGAAGCUGAUCCUCUGCCCUCUGAUGGGCGCGGUGACCUACAUCGACGAGAAGAGAGACUUCCGCACUUACAAGCUGUCCCUGCUGGAGGAGUUUGGCUGCAGCAAGGAGCUCGCCGGACGCAUCCGCUACGCCAAACUCAUGGUGGAGAAACUGCUGGACAGCAAAACCUCCCCGACAGCCGCACAUUAGGCCACGCCUUCAAUCAAUCGCUCUUUUCAAAGGCCACUGUUAUUCUCCGGGCUCCCAAAGACAAAGAGGAACCUGAACUUGUCGUAUUUUAUUGAAGAGUCGGGGUGUGAUGAUGAUUUUUAUAGAGCCGUGACAUGCACCAUGAUAGUCAACCCUCUCUGUUUUGUACAUGCUGAAUUUCUGCCUCUUAUAUUUUAAUGUUCUCCUGCUGUCAAUGAAAUCUUUUUACUUGACUGACAUGUUCCCACAGCUGACUCCCAGCAUGUCUGAACGCUCCAGAAGGAAAGUUUUAAAUGUUUUCAAUCAUCUGUUGUUCCUUUACCUGAAGACAUUUGACUCAGAGUGGACGGGGACGUGUCGGGCAUUAGAUCUCAGAUCAGCUGUGUGGAUUAAGAACAGUUCCUCUGGUCACUUCUCCAGUUUGUCUUUUCUAUCCGUGUUGAUGUUAAAGUCGAGAAACAGACCAUGUUCAUAUGUCUUCAUUAUGUAUAUUUGACUUCUCCUUCCUGUAGCUGCUUCUUCUUUUUUACGUGUUUUAAGUCUAUUUUAGAUGUCUUUUCAACAACAUGUACAGACCUGUACAUACUGCUGCAUAUGCAUUCAUGUUGUAAAGAUGGUGAAAUUUUACCCAAGUUUGAAUAAAGAUUCUCUAAAGUUAACUUUAA